GGCGGUAAGAAGGUCAGAAACGACUACUUCCGGUUUACGGUAUACAAUCGUACAAGCAAACUAUACGCUCUCUAAGCGUCUAUAUAUUCACCAGACUUUAAAAAUCGAUGUCAGCCGAAUGUUAAAAUACUGCGGAAUAUAGUUACGAGUUCAUAUGAGAUUUAAUAGUUAAGUUUAACUAUUUUAUUUGGCGGUAGUCGUUUGAUGUUGUUGCUAUGGUGAUGGGACUUAACAGCGAGGCUAAAUGAAGACAAUCAACCGUCCGUUAAACAACAAUCAACAAAAAUCUUUCCUUUAAUAAAUUAAUUUAGACAUGGAGGAACGCUUUGCCUUUCUGGCUGAGUGGUACGACCCCAGCGCUGCUCUGCUGCGAAGAUACCAGCUGCUCUACUACCCUAAAGAUGGCUCCGUGGAGAUGUUUGAUAUAAAGAAUCAGCGUACCUUCCUACGGAGGACCAAGUUUGAUGAGCUCCAUUCAGAGGAUCUGUUUGUUGGCAACCGAGUAAACAUCUUUUCACGUCAGCUGAACCUCAUAGGUUACGGGGAUCAGUACACAGCCAACAAACUGGGCAGUAAGAAGGAGAGGACUUUGGCUAUGAUUAAGCCAGACGCUGUCACUAAAAUUGGUGACAUUAUUCAGAUGAUUUAUGAUGCCAACCUUAUCGUCACCAAAGCCAAAAUGACCAAGCUUACAUGGAAGCAGGCAGCGGACUUUUACAUGGAACAUCAGUCAAAGUCUUUUUUCAAUAAUCUGAUGCAGUUUGUAAGCUCUGGUCCCGUGAUUGCUAUGGAGCUGAUGGGGGAUGAGGCAGUGUCGACCUGGAGGAAAGUUCUGGGCCCAACUGAUUCUGGUGUGGCACAGAAAGAAGCAGCGCAUAGUCUCAGAGCCCAGUUUGGUACCGAUGGCACUAAGAAUGCAGGACAUGGGUCAGACUCAUUGGCAUCUGCUGCACGGGAGCUGGAGUUCUUCUUCCCCUCCACCACUGGUCACGGUCCCUCCAACACAGCCAAAUACUCAGACUGCACCUGCUGUAUCAUCAAACCUCAUGCCAUCUCAGAGGCUUUGACGGGAAAGAUUCUCAAGGCAAUCAUAGAAAAUGGAUUUGAGAUAUCUGCCCUACAAAUGUUCAACAUGGAUCGAGCGAAUGCUGAGGAGUUUUUAGAGGUUUAUAAAGGGGUUGUAGCCGAGUACACUAAUAUGGUGGAUGAACUUUGUUCUGGACCUUGCAUGGCCCUGGAGAUCCAUGCUACUGAUGCGCCCAAAGUCUUUCGGGAUUUCUGUGGACCAGCAGACCCUGAAAUUGCACGCCACCUUCGGCCCACCACUUUACGAGCGCUCUACGGGAAAAACAAAGUGCAGAAUGGCGUUCACUGCACAGACCUACCAGAGGACGGGAUUCUUGAGGUCCAGUAUUUCUUUAAGAUUUUAGAUGGGUGAAGCAACUGUGAGAGAUGUCCGUCCGGCUGUUAUUUAAAUAAAGACCACUUUAACAAUG
Molecule: messenger RNA, 1496 nt
Organism: Megalobrama amblycephala (Wuchang bream)
Lineage: Eukaryota; Metazoa; Chordata; Actinopteri; Cypriniformes; Xenocyprididae
Gene: nme7
Product: NME/NM23 family member 7
Exons: 12
Coding region: 314-1438 (374 amino acids)
Biological process (GO): UTP biosynthetic process; GTP biosynthetic process; CTP biosynthetic process
Cellular component (GO): centrosome
Molecular function (GO): ATP binding; nucleoside diphosphate kinase activity
Source: RefSeq, a predicted model, not a curated record